UAAACAAAAAAAAGUUCUUUCUUUUGACGCCGGUUGGAUCUCGUCAGCCUCGUACGACAGAGCCCAUUCCCCGUCCACUUUCCUCUUCUUUAGUUUAGAUUCUGUUCUCCCACCGCCCCGCUUCCUUUCGGCUCGCCAGGCCUUUGCUUCGCCGCCCAAAACACCAGAGCCGCACCUCAUUCGCUGACAAAGGCACAAGAAAUUAGUGAGCAGAAGAGCGAGUUUUGGACCGUUCGUUGUGAACAUCUUUUCCUUGUUCUUUGAUCCAUUGUAAGCGUCCUUCUAUCUCGUCUUAUCUUACUACGGUUUCAGCAGUCACGUCUUUCGGUUUUUAGAUCCGAUUUUGAUCGCUUUUUUCAGGUGAGUUUGAUUCAUUUUACUAUUAAAAACUGGUGCAGAGCUUCUUCUUUUUUUUUUUUUUGCACUUGCGUUUUGGUGGAUUUGGGGUGAAAUCUUGUUCUAUUGAUCAUCUGGAGAUGCUUUUCCACCGAAAGAUUUGAUCUUGAUAAGUAGUUGGAGGUUGGUUUUCUGGAUUUUUACUUGGAUCAUCAUCUCCUUGUUUUUCCUUCUCAAAUGGGAAUCGGUUUCGAUCAGUGAGGCUUCUGUUUCUUUUCUUUCCUGAUUGAUCUGUUAUUACAUCUAUUUCCCAAUGCAUUCCAUUCAGUUGGUCCUCAAGUGCAACUUCUCACUUGAAAUCUGAUCACGAAGAGAAGGAAAAUGGGAGGAUACAAUAACGGCCUUCGGAAGUAAAAUAGCCUAAUUUGCCUGUCAGUUGAUAUCAUUUCUAAAGAUUUCUUCUUGAUGGGUUCUUUGAGGUGGAUUUCUGAAGAUUUAUAUGCUGAAGCGCCUUUUUUUUUUCUUGUGUCUUCUUUCUUUCUUUAAGUUUAUAUGAUUAAGUGAAGAAAUAGAAGAACCUUGUUUGAGACUGCUUUUGAUAUCUGGUCAAAUUUAUAGCCCAUGGAUUUCAUUAGUUAUAAAUGGUAUUGAGAAAGAAGAGUGAAGAUAAAUCUGUUUUCUGGAGUCUUUUGCCCAUUAUCAUUUUAUUUUUUUUUGAUGUAAAGGGAGGCAAAAAAACUGCCACCCGUUCAUAAUUGAUAAUCAGAGAGUAUGUACAACAGAGUAAUUUACAGAGAAGGAAAGGUUUUGUAAUCUUUACUUGAUGAGAGCAUUAUCAUGUGAAAAACAAAGGUUUGCUGUUUCUCAGAAUUGGGCUGCUUCCUUGUUCAUACUUUAAUCUAAUUCAUUAAUGGAUAUAUUGUUUCUUCUUUUCAUAAGUUGGUUUCCUUUUGAGAUAAAUUAAAAUCCAGCAUAUUUUUUCUUUGCUCUUAAACCCUGAUCUGUAAAAAGAAACUAAAGAAGAAAAAAGAUGUUGACGGCAGGUUUCUAGGGCAAUACUUCGUGUCUAUCUAUCUCUUUGUUUGGUCUUCUAUGAUUCUGACCGGUUACACCCAGGUUGGGAUUUAAACAUAUGUUUGAGAAAUGGAACUAUAUUUUCUUGAUGAUAUUUUCAUUUCUUUUGGAAGUCAUAUUUAACAGGACUUCAGGUUUUGCUCGCUUUUGCUUGAGCUUGAACUCUUGUAUAUUCUCCCCUUCCAUAAAUUUGAUUUUGUCAAGUUUCUACUGGAGAGCUAAUAUCAUUGUCUUUCUUUGUUGCCACCAGUUUUUUUGGAGGAAAGAAAGGCAAGAAGAUAUGGCAAUUGAGAGAAAGGAAGUUAUAUUACAUAUCAAAAAAUUUCUGAUAUAUGCCAUCAGAACUAGCUAUAAAUCUGCUCGAGAUCAUCCUUUUAUUUUCAGUGUGGUGUGUUUCGUGCUUAUACUGUACAAAUCUUUUCCUUCUCUAUUUGCUUUUCUGGUGUCUUCCUCACCCGUCCUUAUCUGCACUGCUCUUCUUCUUGGAACCCUUCUGAGUCAUGGUGAACCAAAUAUCCCUAAAAUUGAAGAAGUGGAUAAGAGGACUCAGGAAAUUUCUUCUCUGCAAGUUGGUUCUUCUGCCAGUGAUCUUGUUGUUAGGAAAGAUGAGAGCUGCAUGGUUGAGACCCAUGUGGAAAAUCAAAGAGAGAUAGAGGAAAUGGCAGUCAAAGAGGCAGUUUUGGGUGAAAAAGGGGCUACUCCUUGUUGUGAGGUAGAGGAGAGUAUCCCUUUUGCAACAAUAUAUGAUGAGGGAGAUGAGAAGGAUGACACUUUGGCUGCGAGCUCUUCAGCUAAGGAACACAAGAAAGAGAUUCCUGGUGAGGAGAUAGUGACAGAAGAAAGAGAGCUCCACGAGCAGGAAAUAGCUGAGAAGAAAGAAUUUUCUGGACAAAAUGUAGCUGAAGGUGUGCUUAAAGUGGGCAAAGAUAUUGAUGGUUUCACUGCAACAGAUCAAAUGGAAAAUGAGGGCCUUAAGGUGGAGAUUAAUAAGCCAGCAUUGGACAGUUACUUUGAUUCUUCUCUGGGUUCACCUUGGCAGCAUAUUGACAUCCAUGAUGCUUCUUCAGAUUCUGAAUCCGAGCAGGCAGAAAGUUCUUCGCCUGAUGCUUCUAUGGCUGACAUCAUUCCGAUGCUCGAUGAGCUUCACCCACUUUUGGGCUCUGAAACUCAGCCCGCUCUUUUAUCCAAAGGCAGCAUAGAUGGUGCUUCCCAAGGGUCCUCUCACAAUCAUGAAUCAGAUGAUGAUAGUGUGGAGGAAGAAGCUGAAAACCAGGAGGAUGAAGAAGAUGAAGAAGCACAGGAAGAAAAAGAUGAUGGGGCGGAAGCUGCGGUGACAUGGACAGCAGAUGAUCAGAAGAAUGUUAUGGAUCUUGGGUCUUCUGAACUGGAAAGAAAUCGAAGAUUGGAGAGCCUAAUUGCAAAACGAAGAGCAAGGAAGGAUCUAAGGUUUGGAACAGAGAGAAAUAUGAUAGACUUGGAUGGCAGCAUGGAGGAACUGUCACGCUUUCAUGUUCAAAUUCCACCCAUUUCAGCACCAAGACAGAAUCCAUUUGACCUUCCAUAUGAUUCAGGGGAAUCAAUCGGUUUGCCACCAAUUCCAGGUUCAGCCCCGUCUGUUCUGCUGCCCAGAAGGAACCCGUUUGAUUUCCCUUAUGAUCCAGCAGAUGUAAGCAGCAGCCGUACGGUAGAGACUUGGAGCCAUCAAGAUUUUGCUUCAGAUCCACAAAGAGAGAUGUUUUUCAUGAGGAAUGAGACCUUCAACUUGGGAGAUACCAAACUUAAACAAGAACAGCAGGAGUCUAGGUUGAAACCCUAUUUUGCUGCAGAGAGGAUGGACUCGGAGGAGACAAGUUCUGCUGCCUUUCAGAGACAAUUCAGUGACAAGAGUAAUUUGAAGGUGAGUUCUGUUCCAGAUGCUGACACAGGUUCUUCGGUCACAGAUCAAGAAUAUCAUAAAGAUCUUGUUGAACAAGAACUGUGUCAGGAGGGUGAAUUGCUGUCUCCUCCUGAACAUGAUGCUGAACCUGUUGAACAAGAAGCUCAGCCCUCUGAGGAAGUUGAAGCAGUGAAGGUUGAACAAGAGAAGAGUGAGAUCAAUAUCGCUGAUGAUCAUGGAAUUCAACUAGAUGCUAACAGUGUCCAUGAUGAAAACUGCCAACCUGCUGAAUCUUUUGGAGCAAUGGAAGAGGAAAUCAGAGAUGAAGUAGACAUAAUUCCAAGCUCUUCAGAAGCUGAGAAAUUGGAAGUGAUUGAAGAGAAGUAUGAACAGCCAAGCCCCUCCUCGUCAGAAGAGGAUGAGAAGAGUCCCAGAUCAGGCUUUCGUGAACAAUCAGCUAAUCUGGAGCAAACUAGGGAUCCCAUGCUUGCAGUUGGUGAUUCUUAUUGUCCGAGCAGGGCAGAGAGAGCUGAUGACAGUCAUGUUGCUGAUCCCAUUUAUGAUUCCAGCCCAUCAGCAAUCAAAAAAUCCCUGUCUAACAUUUCGGAAGCUUCAUCAGACGGUGAUAAAGGAGGUUCUGAUGCCAGUUCAUUGAAAUUUGAAAUACAGCACGUGGGUUCAUCUCCAAGCCCUGUUGGGAGAAAUGUUAGUUCAGGAAUUAGAAGCGCAGGGGAGGAGUUGGCAUCCUCCACCGGAGGGCUUUGGGUGGCUUCAUCAAAAUUAGCUUCCGAAUAUGAAUCAAGAACGAGGGAGAUAACUGAACUUAGAGAGGCAGAUGUUAUUGAAGUUGGAUUACAACCAGUCCAGAAAAAUGCAAGCGAUCCGAUUGCACCUGUAUUGUCAGAGCCAGCAACUAUGGAUAUUAUGCAUCAGCCGAGAAUUAAUGUGGAUGUGAGCCAUCAGACUGAAGGAAAUGUGAUGAUUGAUACUGCAACAUCUUCUUAUUCAGACAGUCUACUGUUGUCUGAUCAUUUGAUUUCAUCUGCAUUUGAAAAGGCACACUCUACGGAGAAAUCGGGAAUGCAGCCAUCAUCUGAAGUUGGUGUUGGAGAAUCUCAAAUAAGUAUCUUGGACUUGCCUCCAAUUCCCGAGGAGAACUUAGAUGACUAUAAACCUGAAGAGGAGCAUGAAAAUUUGACAAAGCCUGAGUCAUUUGUUGGUUUAACUGGAUUGCACAUACUUGAAGAACCCAGAACUGUUUUAUCUGAUAUAGAACAAGAGCUAUCUCUAUUUCAGAGGAAGUCAACAGAGGAAAGUGAUGCUGGCGGGGCUUGUAGGCUUGCUUAUGAGCCAGUGGAUGUGAAUCCCAGAGUUAUUCCUCCAGUUUCUAUUCACGAUGGUAGUUUUACUGGAUUAGAGUUGCUUGAGCCGAAGGAAGGCAUGGACUUCUCAAUUCUAUCAGAGGCAAAGUCCGAGCUUGAGAUGAAGUCCAGUACUGUUUUGACUGAUUCAAGGGACGACAUUGUCAAUGCUGUCCAAAGAGAGCAAGAAGGCUAUUCUCAGCAGAAUAUAAACGAUUCAGAUGAGGAAUCUGGUAAGGUCCAUCCUGAUGUCAUAAAUGUCGGAGGGAUUGAUGAAAACCUUCUGUCAGAAUUGGAUGCAGUUGGUGACUUCCAUGUAGAAGAAUUGAGGUCAGAUCAACAAGGAUCUGAACUAGGCCAAUCUGAUGAUGUUGCCACAAGUUCUUUAGCUUCUGAAAUGCAUGAAUUCACUUCCACCCUGCAAGUUUCUGAAGUGAGAUCCACAGAGUAUGCUGAUAUAUCUCUGAGUCUACCCUCUGAAGCCAAUUUGAACCUGUCUGAAGAAUUGCAUUCAGUCAUCGACCAGCCAAAUUCUGUGGAAUCAGAGGUCGGGUCUUCAUUUGAGUCAUCAUUUGUAAAUCCUGAGCAGAUUGUUUACAAUCCUAGGCUGCAUCUUCUUGAAGCGAGCUCUAUGGAAAUUGAUUCGGUUUUCAAGCAGCUCCAUGAAGAAGCUGGGGCGUCUUCUGGUUCAGAGCCCAUUGUUGGCGAGUCUAAAACAUUGGCCCCUGAAGUUGGUGCAAGUGAAUUGGUUAUCACUGAAAGAGAUCCUGAGCAAACAAUUACUGAUUCAGGACUGCUAGUUCUUGAAGCAAAAUCUGUUGAAGAUAUCAAUUUGGCUUUCAAAAAACUUGCGGAAGGAAGUCCAGGUAAAUCUAUUGUUCCUGAAGUCGGACCAUCUCAAAUUUUACCAGAAGGGCCGCAUUUUGAACCGAUGGAGAUUCACUCCGACCUGCAGAUGGUUGAAGCAAAAUCUUUUGAAGAAAUACAUUUAGCUUUCAAGCAAGCAUCUGAUGGCAUCCAUGAGAACCCUCCAAAGGUGGCCACACCCAAUGUUGGGUCUGCAGAAGUUGAGAUAAGUGACAGACACCUGGAGCCUGAUGUUCUUGAAGUGCAUUCUGCUGAAGAGAUCGAGUUGGCUUUCAAGGAAGCCGUCUCUAAGGAAAUUGGCUCAAGCAAGCAACAAAAUGCUGGAAAAUCAGGUGGGGUUGAGAAGAUGGAUGAUGGUUCUAGCUCCAAUGCUUCCGCCUUGAAGAAGAAGAAGAAAACCAAGUCGGCUAAAUCAGGAUCAAGUUCCAGCUCAAGUUCUAGCUCAAGUGAUUCCGAUUAAUUUAAGGAUAACUAUUAAGAAAGGUUUUCCUUUUUUGCUUGUUUCUUGCGUGGUUGUUUUGCUUGAGGUGCUGGGAUAUUUGUUUUACCACUCUGGUUAGUUGAAAUUUUGGGUAAAUUUUGGUAAACGGUUCUGAAAGUUUUUUUUGGGGUUUUUCAUCUUUGAUAUUAUUAACUGAUUGAUUGCUUUGUGGAUAGUGUUUUGGUCAGCUUUUCUUUUAUAAUAUAUUUUUUGUCUUGACUGUUUGUUGUUAAAGUAGAGGUUUGAUGAUGAUUGCUUCUUGUAAAUUAUAACUUCCAAUGUAAUGAUUCUUGAAAA
Molecule: messenger RNA, 6292 nt
Organism: Phoenix dactylifera (date palm)
Lineage: Eukaryota; Viridiplantae; Streptophyta; Magnoliopsida; Arecales; Arecaceae
Source: RefSeq, a predicted model, not a curated record